AUGCAGGCAGAAAUAGGGAAUAAAUGGGCAAGAAUUGCUACAUAUUUACCAGGAAGAACAGAUAAUGACGUCAAGAAUUUUUGGAGUAGCAGGCAAAAAAGAUUAGCAAGGCUUUUGGUGUCUGAAAAUAAUCCGCGUACUAAAAAGCACAAAUCUUCUGCUAUUGAUACUGCUAAUUCUUCUCAGGUGCCCAAGAAUUGUUCAACGGUGGGAGAAACAUCCACAAAUGUUCAAUCUCAAAUCAUAUCAUAUCCAGGUUCAACAGACAACAAUUAUCCAUCUAUUGAACCCAACAAUGUUACUGAUUGCCUCCAACCAAUUCCCUUAAACCAGGAGUACGCCGAUACUAAUUACCUAAACUUGUUUUUAUCAGAAGAAGAAAUAUGUUUCCCUUCCAUUCCCUACAACCAAACAGAUCUUAUGUUUGUCCCAGAAACACAGGAAAUCAUAGAUAGUCUUGAUUACAGCUUUUUUUACCCCUUUGAAUCCUCAUAUAGACCAACAGCAUUUGUUAAUGAUGGGACCCACUUUCCCCCAUGUUCUUAUGGAGGUGACCUAAGUGGUGAAACAACAACAGCAAGUUUGAAGACUGAUAAUCUUGGUAUUACAAAUUGCUUAUGGGAUGACUUCCCAUCAGACAUGUUUGAUCAUCAGUUCAUAUAG
Amaranthus tricolor (Joseph's coat) is the source of this 663-nucleotide messenger RNA. RefSeq names its product transcription factor DUO1-like. Lineage: Eukaryota; Viridiplantae; Streptophyta; Magnoliopsida; Caryophyllales; Amaranthaceae. The transcript is spliced from 2 exons. Bases 1 to 663 code for a protein of 220 amino acids. The record is from RefSeq and is a predicted model, not a curated record.